Molecule: messenger RNA, 1149 nt
Organism: Pseudomyrmex gracilis
Lineage: Eukaryota; Metazoa; Arthropoda; Insecta; Hymenoptera; Formicidae
Exons: 3
Coding region: 1-1149 (382 amino acids)
Source: RefSeq, a predicted model, not a curated record
AUGGAACCGUUUAUAAAGAUAAAUAUGUCCGCGCCCGAUCUCGAAAAAUUUCGAGGAGAUAACAGUGAAAUCAUUAAAAUAAUCCUUCUCAAACUAAAAGCGCAACUCCUCAUUGAAGUUUCCAGAUCUAGCAUCUAUAUGCUCGGUGGUAUAGGUCCGAACAAAACUUUGACAGGUCUGCUGGCACCUAUUAGCGACGGCAAAAUAGAUAUUGGGAUGAACGUGAGAUCGCUGCUCUCGUUGUGGAAAGUCAGAUACACGUAUCCUCACACAAGAUCAAGUCUCUGCAUUUUUACAAAACCGAUCCCGGCAGUGUCAUCGUUCAUCAAGCUAAUAAAGUUUUUAUCGCCUGGAACACUAGCGGGAAUAAUCCUAAUGUGUCUGCUCACGUACGUCAUUUUUACAAAAACUGAAGGAUACAUCAAAUCCGUACUGCAAAUAAUAAGACUCGUAGUCUGUGUGGCAGUUCUGCGUCCGCCAAAAAUCAAUUCAAGCAGAAUUUUUCUCUGCAUGACACUUAUUCUGAUUCUAAACGUUAACGCCUUGUUCCAAAGUCAUUUGUCGUUUCUGCUCACCGUGCCCGUCUAUUAUCAUCAUAAUAUUGACACACUUGAAGGUCUUAAGGUAAGAGUUAUAAUUUUACUGUUAAAAAAAAACGAUAAAACUUUUUUUUUUACUAAAUCUGGAUAUACUAUAUACGGGCCAUCGAACUUUAAAACGUUAUUAAGCGAUCCUGUACUCGAAUCACGCUACAUGUCGGUUACGUACAACGAAUGUAAAGAAUUUGUGGAGAAUUCUACGACUGCCGCGUGUCUGGGAGAUUGCCUUCACAUGUACUACCGGAUAAAAAACAAGAACCUCGUCAAGUCAAAAAUACUACGCGAGAUGAUACAAUCGUAUGUUACUCGAGAAGAUUGGCCGUUGUUUAAUCGCGUGGAUCAUAAUAUUCAAAUGAUGAUGGAAGCUGGCCUAAUUCUGAAGUCUCGAGACGAUUCACUUCUGGAAAUAAAACGCGAAAUGAAGAUAAAAGAAGCGCAAAAGAGCAACUUCAAAGUGAUGCUGCUAAGUCACCUAACUUUCAGCUUCUAUUUUCUCGGAGUUGGAUACGCAUGCGCUACUGUAAUCUUCAUCUUAGAACUGGUAGUCUGA